This is a messenger RNA of Paramecium sonneborni, 603 nucleotides long. The record is from the annotation of a GenBank genome assembly. Lineage: Eukaryota; Ciliophora; Oligohymenophorea; Peniculida; Parameciidae.
AUGAAUAAAGAAAAGCAAUAUUCCCUAAAAUAUGGAAGGUUGCUGAAACAGCUUUUUUUAGAAUUGGUAAAUUUCACCGACUUAUUAUAAUCAAACUAUUAUUUUAUUAAUUAAGCAACUUGUACUUGUUCAAGAAGAGAAUUGAAGCUAAAUAAAUAUUAGGAUGCAACUCUAUAUACAGCUAAUGAAUUUAUGUAAGUUUAUUCUUGUUGCUGAAUAUUUUGGCACAAGUAAGGUUCUUUCUGAUAUUAUUGAUAAUAGACCUUCCACUUCAGCUUUAACUUUAUCAACAAUCAAAUUAGAUAUUGGAUUUAUUAAUUUAUAUUUAGAAUUGACUUGUACUGAUACAAAUUUAUACGUUGUUUAUAAAAUAUCAUAGGUAUCUAUUUGAUAAAAGUGCUAUCACUAUUAAUAUUGUCAAAUAAGGCGUUACAACUAUUACAUGUGCUAUUGAUACAAAAACAUGGAAAUACUGUAACAUAAAUUACCUUAACAAAUACAAGAAUCAUAAUGAACAUAGUAUAUGUGUUGAUAAAUCAGAAAUUCAAUGAAAAUUAUAUAUUGAAUAAGGAACACCAUGCAAAUAUAAAUCUGGUUGAUUGA